AUUAAAUAUAUGACGUUUAUUUUAUUUUUUGGAAAAGUAUGUAUUAAUACUGCAUAAUAAAAGUAAAUAAAUUUAGUUUUCGAAGAAUUUGUAAAAAUCGAAGAUUGAAAUAUGCCACAAGAAGUAGUUGAGCCUAUGUCGCAAAGGCUCACCAAUGAAGAUUUUAGGAAAUUACUUCAAACUCCUAGAGCCACACCAUUAUCUGGAGGAAAUGCAGCAUCAGGAUCAAUACGUGAAGCAAUGGCUGCUGCCAAGAAAACUUCAACUAAUUCUAUGGGUCCACCAUCGUCUAACUCAGAAGCAAGGAGAAAAAAGAAGAACUUUUAUGCUAAUUUGAAAAAACAAGAAGAUAAUAAAUUACAAGAGUUACAAGAAAAAUACAGAGAUCGGGCCCGUGAACGACGUGAUGGUGCCAAUCCAGAUUAUCAAAAUGUUGAAACACCAAGCCAUACUAAUAGUGCGUAUCGUGCUGUUGCUCCCGACAUUAAAUCAGGUAUAGACGCAGCAGAAAGACGUCGCCGGAUGAUACAAGAAUCCAAAUAUUUGGGAGGUGAUAUGGAACAUACCCAUUUGGUAAAAGGUUUAGAUUAUGCUUUGCUGCAAAAAGUGCGAAGUGAAAUUCAAAAUAAAGAAAUUGAACAAGAAAAGGAAAUGGAGAAAAUUGUUGAAGAGGCAGAAGCAGCAAAAGAAAUAGAGGAAGUGCACGUUGCACCAUUACCUGAUGAACCGAUUUUUAAAUCUGUAAUGGCGAAAAAUAUCAAUAAUGUUGUACAAAUAUUAAAAUCGAGACAAAUAGUGCGAAAUGAAUUAUUUGCUCCUAGUCGCAUGGCUUACGUUAUAGAUUUGGAGGAUGAAAAUAAUGAAACUGAUAUUCCAACUACGUUGAUAAGAUCUAAAGCGGAAGUACCAGUUUCAAAUGAUGAUAUUCAAACUUUAACAACAAAUGACAUAGUGAUUAACAAAUUAGCUCAAAUUUUAUCUUAUUUAAGAGCCGGUGGUCGUGGUAAAAAGAAUAAAAAACGUGAUAAAGAUAAACCACUUUUUAACGAUGAAGAUGGUAUGAUUGGUACAAGUGGAAUAUCGAACAAGCCAAAAGCUCCCAUUGCGGAUUCUAUAUAUGAAGAUAUUGGUGAGUACAAGCCGGAAAGAAGAAAGGCAGAUAAUACAUCUUCAAAAUAUAGUAGAGAAAAGGAAAAAGGUGAAAGGGAUAGAGAAAGAGAUAGAGAAAGAGAUAGGGACAGAGAUCGUGAGAGAGAUCGUGAUAGACGCGAUCGUGACAGGAGUGGAAGAGAUAGGUAUCGGGAUAGGGACUUUGAUCGCCAUAAUGAAAAAGAGCGGGAGGAACGUGAUCCUAAAAAGCCAAGAAGUUAUUUUGGAAGCAAACCAGAUGAAGAGGAUCAAUUUGAAAAUAAUAUUGUUCCUCCACUUCCUCCUAAAAUCAGUGCAUCAAGCAUAUUGUCUAAAUUUUCAAAUGAGCCUGAAGGUUAUGCGGAGUGUUAUCCUGGUCUUGAAGAAAUGAACGAUGCAAUAGAUGAUUCAGAUGAUGAGGUAGAUUAUACGAAAAUGGAUUUGGGAAACAAAAAGGGACCAAUUGGAAGAUGGGACUUUGAUACUCAAGAAGAAUAUUCAGAUUAUAUGAGUAGCAAAGAAGCUUUGCCAAAAGCAGCAUUUCAAUAUGGUGUUAAAAUGCAAGAUGGUCGCAAAACUCGUAAACAUAAGACCGAAAAAAGUGAAAAAGCGGAACUUGAUCGUGAAUGGCAAAAAAUUCAAAAUAUUAUUCAAAAAAGGAAAACUAAGAAUACUGAUGAUGAGCCGAAUUAUAAAAUGGGCAAAUAUUAAUCAACGGGAUUACUGUUUUGCUCGAAUUUAAUCGAAACUUAGUUGUAGUUAGGUAAGCCUAUUUGCGUUAUAAAUCUUUCUGAAAUGUACAUGAUGUUUGAGUUACAUUUUAUCUUCAUGCAAUGUUCUUAAAUAAAGUUCUUUAAUAGA
Condylostylus longicornis is the source of this 1989-nucleotide messenger RNA. RefSeq names its product protein Red (gene beag). Gene Ontology annotation, biological process: mRNA splicing, via spliceosome. Lineage: Eukaryota; Metazoa; Arthropoda; Insecta; Diptera; Dolichopodidae. The coding region runs from base 112 to 1839 and encodes 575 amino acids. Gene Ontology annotation, cellular component: nucleus. The record is from RefSeq and is a predicted model, not a curated record. The transcript is spliced from 5 exons.